This is a messenger RNA of Epinephelus lanceolatus (giant grouper), 4467 nucleotides long. RefSeq names its product solute carrier family 52 member 3-2a (gene slc52a3-2a). Gene Ontology annotation, molecular function: riboflavin transmembrane transporter activity. Gene Ontology annotation, cellular component: plasma membrane. The record is from RefSeq and is a predicted model, not a curated record. NCBI's taxonomy places the organism in Eukaryota, Metazoa, Chordata, Actinopteri, Perciformes, Serranidae. Gene Ontology annotation, biological process: riboflavin transport.
CACUCCCCCUAAGGAGGGUUUAAUCCCUUGGUGCACACAGAGUUUACUGCAAAGGACUUUGGCUUCUUUCUCUCUGCAGAAAACUCCAAACUCUACACCACUAAACAGCAUACCUUCUUUGUCUACUUCUACAAAGACACCCCCACCAUGUCCCUUCUCACCCACCUGUUGGCGUGUCUGUUCGGGAUGGGCUCCUGGGUCUCCAUCAACGGCCUGUGGGUGGAGCUGCCCCUCAUUGUCCCUGAGAUCCCAGAGGGUUGGUACCUGCCCUCGUACCUCUCCGUCCUCAUCCAGAUGGCCAAUGUAGGGCCACUGUUCGUCACCCUGAUGCAUCGCUUCCGGCCUGGUGCCCUGAAUGAAACAGCUGUCAUAUAUGUGAUCAUCGGCCUUGGCACUGCGGCGAGCUUCCUGCUGGGUUUCUUCUGGAAGGAGACUGUCGUAGUGGCUGGUGUUCCUCGCAGCGUAGCCCUCCUUGUCUUAACUUUCUUCCUCGCUGCUGUUGACUGCACUUCCUCUGUCACCUUCCUCCCCUUCAUGAUGCGUCUCAAGACUCAGUAUCUGACCACGUACUACAUUGGGGAGGGUGUGAGCGGCCUGCUGCCUGCUCUAGUGGCUUUGAUUCAGGGUGUUGGGGUGGUCCACUGCAUAAACAGCACCCAGUCUCUGAGCCACACACUUAACUCCUCCAACAGUUCUGUGGCCUUUGACCUCCGGGCUCAGUAUCAGCCAGCCAACUUCUCCGCUGAGGUGUUUUUCUUCUUCCUCAGCGCCAUGAUGCUGGUGUGCCUGGCGGCAUUCCUGCUGCUGAACUACCACCCGUCUGUGGCCAGGGAGCUACCCAACGGUCGAUACACCAACGGGGUGAAGGAGAAGUCUCAGAGUAACAGGAAGUGGGCGGAGCAGAAGUCCAUGAUGGAUCCAUACAGACCUGCCACUCAGAAGCGCAGAAGCAGCUUUGGCACCGGCUCUUACAGCUGGACGCAGGUGUUUUACAUCUUUGCGAUCCUGGCCUGGGCGAACGCUCUGACCAACGUGGUGCUUCCCUCGGUGCAGUCCUACUCAUGUCUGCCGUACGGGAACAACGCUUAUCACUUAUCAGCCACCAUGGCUGCUGUGGCAAACCCUCUUGCCUGCUUCAUUGCCAUGUUCUUCCCUAUAAGAUCUCUGCUGCUGAUGGGAGCACUCACAGUGAUAGGAAGUGCAGUUGGAGCUUUUAUAAUGAGCAUGGCAGUGCUGAGUCCCUGCCCACUGCUGGUUAAUGAAGCUUCAGGUAGUGUCAUCAUUGUGUUGGCCUGGAUCCUGUUUGUUCUCACUCUGUCCUAUGUGAAGGUGAUUAUUGGGGUGAUCCUGCGGGAUGAGGGUCACAGCGCCCUCGUGUGGUGUGGAGCUGUGGUGCAGCUGGGCUCUCUUCUGGGAGCUGUCACCAUGUUUCCACUGGUCAGUGUCUACAGCUACUUUUCAUCGGGGGAUCCGUGCAACACAAAAUGUCCCUAAAUGAAGAGGUCAUGAAGAAGAGACUGGAGGCAGAUAAAGCGACAGCUCAAGAUGUUUCACAUCUUUGGUUGAACCAUGAUCCACGAUUGUGGAGCAAGCAUUGGUUUGUUCUUAUCAGGAUUUAUUUACUUAGCAUCAUCUGAAUCUCAACCUGUCAUCUGAGAGAUUUUGCUUGUUACAAGAAAAGCAAACCACAAAUAGCCUACAGAGCUGCAUAAAGUCAUAAUGUAGCUGCUUCAGACAGGAUGGGAUCUUUGCAGAUGUUGUGGAAAUACUCCACUACAAGUCAAAGUCCUGCAUUCAAACCUUACUUAAGUAUUAUCAACUAAAUUUACCUACUUAAAGUAUAAAAGGCAAAAGUACUCACUGUGGAGUUAAUUGUUCCCUGUCAGUAUUAUACUAAUAUAUGUCAUGUUUUUGAAUUAAUAGGGGAGACCAGGGUUGGUUGACAUGCUUUUCACUCUGCCAUACUUUUCUGGCAUAAUUUAUGUGAGAAUAUUAUAACCAGCAGCAAAUGACAGCUUAAGGUCUCACCUAUAACUAUAAGUGUGUUUCAGUUGACACAAAUGUUUUCUAAAACCUAGCGAUGCAUGAUUAAAGUCUUGUGCAUUUGUGCCAAACCAGUCCCAUCACAGGCUGCUUGGCACAAUGUUAAAUUGCUAUAGUUAUGAAAAAGAAGCAAACAGCUAGAAAACAUGAACAUUUAACAGAAUAUCUGUCCAUUCUGUAAAAGCAAACAACAUUCCUAGGAAGUUCAUCAGUAGGGAUGUCUAAUUACUCUUCCCAUGGACCAUCCAAAGUAAUAAUAAUUAACUAUCAAUACAAACAUUGUUUUUGAUCUUUCAAUAUAGUUUUAAUGUCAAAAAAAUACAGUUACAGCUAAUUGGAAAAUUGGAUGGACAAUGUGCCAACCAACCUCUGCUAACAUCUCACCCACUGCCAUCACUCAUUAGACUUUCAAAUCUUAUAUUAAAAUGUAGCUGACUCCUUUGUCUCAUCUAGAAGUAACUGACUUCCAGAAGGUUCAACACAAUAGAUGAGCAAACAUUGUGAUGUUACAUUUUUGUUUCUGUGACCGUCAAAAGACCAGAAAAUAGCUGUGUGCCAACCAACCCCGGUCUCCCCUACUGCUGCAUUAUGUUGGAUUAUAUUGCUGUAGAUUUUGAAGCCUGUGCUCAUUUUAACUACUGUGGGGUGAUUUAAUCUAUAUUAAUGCAUCAUAUUCUAUAAGAUCAUUAUAUAUUUGUUGCAUGGGUGUCCUGUGAGAACCACAUAUCUCUAAAAAGUCAACUUCUCAUGGUGUCAGAAAAACAGCCCUGUUUUCAGCUUUGUGAUGAUACAGCUGACCCAAGAGGGUUUUAAAGAGUUUAUUUAGCUCAGGACAGUGGUUCCUAACUGGAAGGUGGUGGGUCCAUUCUGAAUGGACCUGCAAGUGACUUGCGAACGUGUCAUGUUUGAAAAUACCACACUUCUUUUUAAGUACGGUGAAUUUCCAGUGCAAUUUCCUGCUGUAAAAGUGAGAGAACAGACAGCUACUUGACAGAGACAACAAACUAACUCAAUGACAUGACCAAACACAAGUAUAAUGCUGAAUACAUCUAACUGUGUGGACCUUGAACUCAUGACUGAGGAAGAAUUGGGCCCCCCAUGGCUGGAUAAGUUGGGAACCACUGGCUUAGGAAGUAGGCAGCUUUUCUCAACACAUAAAAGAACAUUCCAUCCCUCAGUUUAUCACUUACAUUCAUGAUGAAAACAUCUGGAGAUACAUGGUUUUCACUAGACAGGAAGAGAAUUAAAAUUGUAAUCUGUAAAGAAACUAAAGCUUUCACACACAUUUAGUAUAAAGUACAAUAUUUACCUCUGAGCUGCAGUGAAGUAGAAGAAUAGUAAAAUAAAAAUACUCAAGUAAAGUACCUCAAAAGUGUACUUAAGUACAGUACUAGAGUAAAUGUACUCAGUUACAUUCCACCGCUGUAUAAAUCUACUCUGACAACAGUAUUUGGGGCGGUACUCUAUAACCAGAGUGUCAAUUAUUAUCAAAACAGUAAUAUAUGUUGAACAUGUUAGAUCUCCUGAAAAUGGCUGUUAUCAACCCAGAGCAAAAGUCUACUGUGUUGACAAAUAGGCAGAGAACAUUCACAAAUUCACCAAUAUACGACUGUCAAUAAAAAAUAAAAAAAAAAGCAAGGAAAAAAGUAAAUGUAAGAGUAAAGUUACUCCAGAAAUAUAGCUGACAAUUUGUUUUUUCAAUCUUGAAGUUUUAAUUUGCUUAAAACUGAAACAUCACUGAUAUGUGCGUGCUUAUCUCUCUUAUUUGUCAAGUCUUUAAGUGUUUAUUUUCCUUAAAACAGUGGUUUUCAAACUUUUUCUGUCGUGCCCCCUUCCCCUCACAAUUUUUUUAAUUAGUUGUUAAGUGGGGAAGCAACUAAUAAAAAUUUAUUCAUGUUUAAUUUGAGUGAAAUAAAGAUAAAAUUAAAUCAUAAAUCAUAUUAAUUCAACAUUGUUUCACUACAUACUUUCCCCCUGGUCAUCCCCGCUCCACCAUCAGUGGCUCUGUGCACCUCCGGAGGGGCCCGCUCCACAGUUUGAGAACCACUGGCUCAGUGUGUCCUUUCUGUUACACUGAGCUGCAUCUGACCAGCACAGUUUAUAGAAAAAUAGAUAUUUGAAUAAGUUGUGUUAAAACAAAUGAUUUGUAAUAUAACAAUUAUGAAAUCAUAUUGUUGUUUUUUUUUAAAAAAUGUAUGUGUGUUUAAUCAUAUUAUUUAUUGUAUGAUGUGACCUUACACUAUAAACAUAUAAUCCAAACAUUUUAAAUAACAUAAUGCCCCUGUCGUCUUUCCAUGCCGACCUGCUGCACACAAACAGGACAAUCAGUCAACAGAGGAUGCUGAACAUACAUUUUUUCAGAAUACAUCAUACUGUGCUGCUGUUUUCUACAAAUAGAUUGAUAAAUAAAUAAAUAAACGCAUA